UUUUUUUUUUUUUUUAAAGUUCCUGGCAAGAAGAGUGAAGAGACCGGGGCAAACCAAGAGAAAGGGGCCAAGGUUGAGCACAGAAGAUAAAUAUUUAUACAAUAUUCAUUCCGGAGGGACUCGCUUUGAACUGAAAACAAGGUUCGGGGACAUUUUAUGUUUAGCAGCUAAGGUCUGCUAACUAAUGCUGUUCUUCCCACUUGGUCUGCGCGACACGGAAAACCAAGGUCUUCGCUGCCCGAGAACGUCGGAAAAUAAAGAAAAUGGCGGAGCCGGACAAAUUAAACAUCGACUCUAUAAUUCAGCGUCUCUUGGAAGUUAAGGGCUCUCGUCCAGGGAAGAAUGUCCAGCUGACAGAGAGUGAGAUCCGUGGCCUUUGCCUCAAGUCUCGUGAAAUCUUCCUGAGCCAGCCAAUCCUGCUUGAACUAGAAGCUCCCCUCAAAGUCUGUGGUGAUGUCCAUGGUCAGUACUAUGAUCUGCUCCGGCUGUUUGAAUAUGGAGGCUUUCCUCCAGAAAGCAACUACCUGUUCCUGGGUGACUAUGUAGACAGAGGGAAGCAGUCACUGGAGACUAUCUGCCUGCUUCUAGCCUACAAGAUCAAAUACCCAGAGAACUUCUUCCUCCUGCGUGGCAACCAUGAAUGCGCCUCUAUUAAUCGAAUCUACGGCUUUUAUGAUGAGUGUAAGCGACGGUAUAACAUUAAACUGUGGAAAACCUUCACAGACUGCUUCAACUGUUUACCUGUGGCUGCCAUUGUAGAUGAGAAAAUCUUCUGCUGUCAUGGAGGCCUCUCUCCUGAUCUUCAGUCGAUGGAGCAGAUCCGUAGAGUAAUGCGGCCCACAGAUGUGCCUGACCAGGGUUUGCUGUGUGACCUGCUGUGGGCUGAUCCAGACAAAGAUGUGCUGGGCUGGGGUGAAAAUGACCGUGGUGUCUCCUUCACAUUUGGGGCAGAUGUGGUGGCCAAAUUUUUGCACAAACAUGACAUGGACCUAAUAUGCAGGGCACAUCAGGUUGUAGAAGAUGGUUAUGAGUUUUUUGCAAAGAGGCAGCUCGUCACUCUGUUCUCAGCUCCCAACUACUGCGGGGAGUUUGACAACGCUGGUGCCAUGAUGAGUGUGGAUGAGACGCUCAUGUGCUCCUUCCAGAUUCUGAAGCCAGCAGAUAAGAAAUUAUAUCCUUAUGGUGGAGGGGGAGGAAUGGGAUCUGGGAGACCGGUCACCCCGCCACGAAAUUCAGCCAAGGCCACCAAGGCCAAGAAAUAACACCCAGUUGGACCCCCUCCAGUAACCUGCCACCCCCUGUUGGCCCAAUGCUCUUUUUUUCCUCUACCUCCCAAACUUGUUUCUCCCUCGUCACUAAAAGGCAACAAAGCAAACAAGUGUCCAGGGUUCGAUCAUGUUUUUCUCUCUAAAACAAUUUUUAACUGUUUGGCUGUUUGCGUGCAGUUAUUGUGUGUGUGAGUAAAAAGUGAGAAUGCUACAGAAUCAUUGUAUUCUGUGUGUUUCUUUUGUCUUCUCCUGUUCUGUUUUCCUUUUUAGAGAUGGGCUCUGGCCCAUUUGUGGUAUAAAUCCAGUCCUAGGCGCAGGGGAGUAGGGGGAGUCAUGACUGUUUAUGCUAAGGCCCUGCACUGUUUAAUGUUAAACAAGCUUUUGUACAUCCUGUUUCAGACGUCUGUGUUUGUCUGUGAGAUGGGUGGGAAGGGAGUGGGAUCAAAUCACACCGUCAAAUGGUAACGGCACAUACCACACACUGGGUGCACUGGUGUAUAUAUGUGUGUGCAGGUGAAUCCACAUACGUAUAUAAUGAAUAAUGAAAUUGAUUCACAAUGAGAACAUUUUUUUCUCUUCCCCUUUGAGAACCAAUGAUUUGAGAACUCGGUCAUUAAUGUGAAAUAGUUUUGCUUCUUUUUUUUAUGUAGAUACAUGAAACCGGCAUGGUUUGCUUUUUGUUUUGUUUUUUUCUUUUUGGCUUGUUUUUUGUUCACUGAAAGUUGAUAAAUAAAAGUAACCAUUUAUUUGAAUCAUGCCAUCAUGUUGAUCACUUUGUGUUUGCCAUUGCUUUGUCCUGUCUGUUAGCGACCUUUGCCACACAUAGUAGCUAAAUUUGUAGAAGCUGGAAAGUCUCAUUUGGCCCAGUUUACUUAUUGUUUCAACAAAGGGGCAUUUCACAUGUUGCUUCAGUGUGAUCUAGCCAAAGAUAAUGUUUAGUGGAGGUGUAGAACUGUAGGAGAGGACAGGCCAAAGCUGAUUUCAGAAGUACCAGUUUUUAAUCACAAAAAUCAGUUGUUGACUAGGGACAUCUUCACAAUGUCAAAUGUUUACUUUUUCAAACACAAAUGACUGUGGGUGGAGCAUUUGGUGAAUUUGAGCAGCAAUACUUGACAGGAGCAGGAGGUGAGGGGGUUUGGUCACUGAACUUAUGUUGCUCAGUGUACAAACAUUGAGGGAGAUACAGUAUGACAAUGCUCAGUAUGAUCAAAUACUGUAUGUUCACAAGUAAAUGGUGCAUUUAAUCUCCUUACUCAGAGCACAGUAUAUACAAGAUGCCUGCUUAGGAGAAAAGUGGCUUAAAGGGUUUCCACAUAUUUUGUUGUGAUCAAAGGUAAAACUAUGAAAGAGAGAUGAGAGAGUGAAUCACUGCUCUGACCUUUGCAGUUUGAAGUGCUGUAGUCAAGGCCACUUCAUUUCAGUCUGUGAGGGAAACACAGAGUGGCUUUACCUAAAUCUAAACCCAUGUCAUGCAAGUUAAACCCGGGUAAAGAGAGCAGUGUUUGAAUAGCACUAAGUAAUAAUUUUUUAUGUGGAAGUUCUCUAAACCUGAUGGGGAAUGUGAGUACUAUAAGACAAACCCAGUAAUCACAAUAAUGUACAGUAUAUCCCCAGUGAAUCUAGCUUAUAGUUUUACUUGCAACAUCAGGUAGGUUCCAGGUGAAUAGAUAGCAAUUCAGUAAAUCAUUGUGUAUGCAUCAUAGAUUGUGAUAUGUAAAUAUAAUGACACAGAAUAAGAAUCUUUUAUGACUUCAUGCCAUAAAUGGAUCACCGCCACUGUGUGUUAAGUUCAUUUGGCAUACAGGGUGUCCCCAGUGACAGCAGGCCAUAGUUCAGUACAGGCUGUUGCAACUGGUGAAAACAUACUUUUUUUCCUACAGUAUUUCAGGGUAACUCUCCGUCCAUUUCUGAUAACCCACACACAGCCUCCCCCAUUACAUAAUUAGUGUGUCUUUUUUUUAGUGCUCUGCCUUCUGUCCUCAUCCGUCAGCGCUCUGUCCAAGUAUGAGCAGAUGCAACCGUAGGUCUCUAGAUUGCAAACCUAGUACAUAUUGGUCAAGUUGUGUAUAGUGCUUAAGCAUGUACUUAAGCAGAGGAUGGGGAAGGUGGAAUUCAGCUGUCAUUCUGCCCCACCUUUUCUCCCUCCAUUUUCUCAACCAGAGGGUUCCCACUUAGCACCUCCAGAAAAUGUUUUUUUUAGUCAAUAUAAGUACAGCUUAUUUAGAAUCUUGCUAUGCUUUCUACUAAUUUGCAUAGACUGCAACUCAUAACUGCAUCAGGUAUUAGGGAAAGGUGGGCAGAAGAGAAAAAAAAUAUUGGACUUGUGAGCUCAUGUUCAAUCCAGUAAGAUCAACUCAGGAAGUGAACAUUUAAAUUAAAAAGUUCAAUGGUAUAAUUCAUAUACUAAGAAAAAUACUGUAUAUGCAUCAGCACAAUUAUUAUAGAAUAUGUAUAAGUCAGAUAACAUGCGGUUUGUGUUUAUAUUCUAAGGUGGAUAAUGAUAUGUUAGUUGAGCCCAGCUUUGGCAUGUUGGUGAGUCUGUGGCAGAACAUUGUUCAGAGUGAUAUGCUGCUUAAAGACACUUUAUUUAGAUGUGCAAAUGCUACUGAUUGACCUUUUUGUGGAUACAGUUAAAUAAAUGUAUGAUUUAGAAAGACAUCUGAACAUGUACAGACAUUUAUGAUAUUAAAGUCUAAUAGCAUGAGAAAAGUGAAUAUGAAGUUGCGGAGGUAAUCCCUAAUGGAGAGAGUCUUCAACAGUGGCUGCUGCAAUAGUUAACAUCAUGCUGAAAAACAUGGAACUUGUAGAUAUCUGUCAUCUGGUCCAACAAAGGCCACUUCCAUUCCCAUUUCCACAGCUGUACAAACACCUGCUUAAAGAUUUUUGUAACUGUUACUCUAUAUUUACUGUUAUUACCUCUAAGAAUCUGUUCUUUUUUGUUCAUAUUGUUUUUAUUGACAAAUUUAAUGCUAGAUACAUGCAAGCUUAUUAGUGCAGGAUUUUUUAAUCUAUCAGGGAUGUUCUGCACCGCACUGUUGUUGGGUAGAUAUGAAAUUGUUAGAUUAUUACAAUUAAGAAUAAAGACAUCAGAAUUUAACAGUAUUUUUUAUUUAUAUUACAUUUGUUUUCAAAGCAAUCACAAAUUGUCUCUGUACCAAG
Molecule: messenger RNA, 4427 nt
Organism: Monopterus albus (swamp eel)
Lineage: Eukaryota; Metazoa; Chordata; Actinopteri; Synbranchiformes; Synbranchidae
Gene: ppp1caa
Product: protein phosphatase 1, catalytic subunit, alpha isozyme a
Exons: 8
Coding region: 264-1262 (332 amino acids)
Cellular component (GO): cytoplasm; nucleus
Molecular function (GO): protein serine/threonine phosphatase activity
Source: RefSeq, a predicted model, not a curated record